AUGUUCUCAACGUCGUCCUUCGCAUCACCUUACUCUUCCUUCUUCACAUCCGGUCUUUUGUCAUCUACCACUUCACGAUCCCCUUCACCUGACAUCUCCAUUAGUCCGAGAAGAGGCAGUCUUCCCACCAACGCCCCGCUCCGAAUGACCACAUCCGUUGCAGACGAAUCCGCAGCUUUUUACUUCACACUUCAACCCAAACGUGAUGUCAUCGAGUACCGCUCUUUUUUAUCUCUCGACUUGGCAGAGUCACAAUCCAUGCGAUCUGCAAGCCUAAAGCGCAAGGCCUCCUCCAAAGCAAAUUCUCGCUCAUCCAAGCCAUCCAAACCAUCUGUCUCUUAUCCCCGUAUUCCAGAGGAACCAAGGUUGCUUGCUCCUUCACAAAAUCCUCUGCGUCUCCGUUUAUCUCGAGACUCUUUGCGCUCCAUUCCAUCUCCCAAACCAGCUCCAUCCAUAACUCUCCCUGAUGUCCCUUCCCAGCCUAAACGGUCCCCAACUCCCAUGUCAUCUGCUCCACCUCGUCUUCCUUCAAUUCCUACUCUUCCUUCCUUGGAGGUCACUCUUCCACGAGGUUCUCCUAUCGCCAUAACACGCUCUAUCGCACCUACUGACUUUAUCACGCUUCCGCGACGUGUGUCCGUCAUGACAAGCUCUACCGUUUCUACUCGCGUCCGAAGGAUCAACCGUUCAGCCGCCCUUGCACGUCUCGAAGGCCGUUCCAAAUCCGCUGAUCUACCCCAAGUAAAGCCACUCUCUCCCCGAAACUUCAUGAGCAUGAGUGACGACGAAGACGAAGCUGACAGCGACUUUGACCUUCUGGAUUCUGAUGAUGAAAAAUCACAGCAACCAAACCCCAUUCUCGAGUUUGAGGACGUCAUCCUUCCUUCAGCUUCGCUUUCCCCUCCAAAGGCCGCCCGUAGCGGCUCUUCUACCCCAUCACAAUCAUCCUCUUCUCGUCGACGUAAACAUCACAAACGCUCCACCACCAAAGACUGGUUCCCACUCAAAAGCUUCAUUGACCUUCACAACGACGACGAUUCGUGGAGUUGGAGGAGCUUUAUCGAAGUCGCCCAUCUUUCAUAA
This is a messenger RNA of Laccaria bicolor S238N-H82, 1083 nucleotides long. RefSeq lists its product as uncharacterized. The record is from RefSeq and is a predicted model, not a curated record. The transcript has 2 exons. NCBI's taxonomy places the organism in Eukaryota, Fungi, Basidiomycota, Agaricomycetes, Agaricales, Hydnangiaceae. The coding region runs from base 1 to 1083 and encodes 360 amino acids.